GGUACGCCAUGACGUCAUCGGCGGGCGCCGCGCACCAGGCCAGAGCCGGAAGUGCUGUGGCGGCGGCGCGGGGCCACGUGCAGACCCUCCGGGAGUCGGAGGCCGACGAGCGUCGCCGGUGCAUAUCCUGCCUCCUGGCCCCCUUACAUGUUCAUGCUGACACACCUCCCAGGUCCCUGGCACCUGCCAGACAGCAACACCAUGAGCUUCGUGGCGUACGAGGAGCUGAUCAAAGAGGGUGACACAGCCAUCCUGUCACUGGGCCAUGGUGCGAUGGUGGCAGUGCGUGUGCAGCGUGGGGCCCAGACCCAGACCCGGCACGGCGUCCUUCGGCAUUCAGUAGACCUCAUUGGCCGCCCCUUCGGCUCCAAGGUGACCUGCGGCCGAGGUGGCUGGGUGUAUGUGCUGCACCCCACACCUGAGCUCUGGACGCUGAACCUGCCACACCGCACCCAGAUCCUCUACUCCACCGACAUUGCCCUGCUCACCAUGAUGCUGGAGCUUCGGCCUGGCUCUGUGGUCUGUGAAUCGGGCACCGGCAGCGGCUCCGUGUCCCACGCCAUCAUCCGCACCAUCGCACCCACGGGCCACCUGCACACGGUGGAGUUCCACCAGCAGCGGGCGGAGAAGGCUCGGGAGGAGUUCCAGGAGCACCGUGUGGGCCGAUGGGUGACCGUGCGCAACCAGGACGUGUGCCGCAGUGGCUUCGGCGUGAGCCGCGUGGCGGACGCUGUCUUCCUGGACAUCCCCUCGCCUUGGGAGGCCGUGGGCCAUGCCUGGGACGCCCUGAAGGUCGAAGGCGGGCGCUUCUGCUCGUUCUCCCCGUGCAUCGAGCAGGUGCAGCGCACGUGCCAGGCACUGGCAGCCUGUGGCUUCUCGGAGCUGAGCACCCUGGAGGUGUUGCCCCAGGUCUACAACGUGCGCACCAUCAGCCUGCCCGCGCCUGACCUGGGGGCCAGUCCGGGCCCCGACGCUGGCCCCUUCCGCAGCGGCAUGCCCAUGAAGGAGACCGUGGGCCACACCGGCUACCUGACCUUCGCUACCAAGACCCCGGGCUAGCGAGCCGCCCGCCAGGAGCUCCAGGGAGCUGGGAGCACCGCGGGCCGGACGGGGAGGCGAAGCUCGGCCAGAGGCUGCCUUAUAUGGUCGGCGGAUGCCUGCCGGGGCCUGUGUUUAGAAAUCUACGGACGCAGGGUGGGGCGGGGCUGGGGGCCUCCCGGGUGGCUGAGUGGGGCUGCCAUGGUGGAGCAGUGUCCGGCCCCUGGGGAGGGAGGCCUCCCGCCCACGUCACCGCUGUGGUCAGCGUCCCCGUCCUGCGGCUCUUUGUUGCCACUCAGCGUCUCCACUGCCGUAGGCUCUUCUGGAUGUUGAGGCCCAAGAGUGCAGGUGGCGGGGCGCAGGUCUGACCCUUCCCAGGUGGCCCCAAACGAGGAGGGAGGAAACAGGGGGAGCAAAGACCCAGAGGAGGAGGGCCAGGGACCCCCACGGUCCAGCUGCCCAGCAUCUGAGGCGACCCCGCUGUGUGGCCUCAGGCCUGACCCCACCCCUCUGGGCAGUGCACAGGCCGUGUGGGCAUGUCCUUGGAUUCCCGCUGGCGCAGGGCCAGGGCAGCCCCGCUGCUUCGCUUCUGCCUCCGGGAAGUACCUCUGCGGCCCUGGCCCAGCCAGAGCCCUCACGUGUCGAUGCGUGCGAACACACAGCGUCACGUAGGGAAGAGCUGGGCAGGGCGGGAACAUGCGUCCGGUGGCUGGCCAGUCGGGUCGGGGCCACCCGGUGCCCCUGCCGCUCACAGGAGCCGCAGGGAUGUGGGGAUGGGGGCGUGCAGCCCUGCCCUGGCCUGCUCUCCAGCUCUGGUGCACGGCUGGCGUCCCUCCCGCCCUGCUGCUUGAAGGGUCUGGGUGCCUGCCCUUGGCCUCAGCCAGCCGUCAGGAGCCUCGGUGACCCCAGGUCGGCACGAGAGCCCCAGGGUCCCGGGCUGGCCUGAGGCUGGUCCCCGACCACCCCUGGCAGAGAAAUAAAACACUGUUGCCCCUGC
Messenger RNA from Balaenoptera acutorostrata (minke whale), 2035 nucleotides. It is a transcript of the gene TRMT61A, whose product is annotated as tRNA methyltransferase 61A. Bases 148 to 1059 code for a protein of 303 amino acids. The record is from RefSeq and is a predicted model, not a curated record. Gene Ontology annotation, biological process: tRNA methylation. The transcript has 4 exons. Gene Ontology annotation, cellular component: nucleus; tRNA (m1A) methyltransferase complex. NCBI's taxonomy places the organism in Eukaryota, Metazoa, Chordata, Mammalia, Artiodactyla, Balaenopteridae.